Lobosporangium transversale is the source of this 752-nucleotide messenger RNA. RefSeq lists its product as hypothetical. NCBI's taxonomy places the organism in Eukaryota, Fungi, Mortierellomycota, Mortierellomycetes, Mortierellales, Mortierellaceae. The transcript has a single exon. The record is from RefSeq and is a predicted model, not a curated record. Bases 90 to 752 code for a protein of 220 amino acids.
UUUUCCCUUCCAACAGACAUCCUUGGUCAAUACAACAAAACAUCUUUUUUAUUUUUUCUUUUUCUUCUUCUUAUCUUUUCUUUUCUAUCAUGAUCCUCAAGUCCAUUAUUAAUCUCCUAGCUCUUGUGGCCACAGCCACGACUGUCUUGGCUGAUGGUGCUGCCAUUCCUCCAAGUGUUGAUGCCACUCCUGCCACUCCUGCCACUCCUGCCGCUCCUGCCCCUCCCAGCACUGGCUCCACCACCCUGGAUGCUCCUGGCGGUAACAAAAGCCCAAGUGGGCCUCCAGAUCAUAUCUCGUUCACACAACCCGUAGGUGACGGUAUCGCCUAUGCUGCUGGUACGAACCAGACCUUCUCCUGGUCCAUGGCCUGUACUCCGCCCUCUACCUUGGUCUCUGCAACACCGAACGAGACAGAGGUUGAUUUCAUGGACUCGAACAACAUCGACAACGCAUUCUAUGUCAAGAAGGUCGGAACCAUUGAUUGUACAAAGAUGGUCGGGAAUCUCGUCUGGACCGUUCCCGCAGAUACCAAGGCCGGUACCUAUGCCCUCCAAUUGCUCCUGUCUCCCAAAAACGCGUAUUCCGGUCGAUUCCAGGUGAAGGCCCCAGGAGAGACCGGCAGUACUAAUACGAAUGUAAACUCAAAGGCCGUUGGCACUACCACAUCCGGCGCUAAUACCAACAUGAUCGGAUCUACUGUUGUGACCAUCGUCCUUGCUGUUGUUGCUGGAGUUGCCUUGGUACUCUAG